CGGACAUGCAUAAAUAAAAUGGAAGGUUCUGAAUUACGUGACAGAUGGAAAAUGUCUGCCGACAGAGAUAUGUUCAAAGUGGCCAAAAUUUUGAUGAUCUCCGGGGGUACAUGGAAACUCAAAAUGACCAAAUCUAAACGAUUGCAGUUCUUCUAUUCGUUAUAUUCGGUAGUGGUUCAAGUUUUAUACGCUUCGGGUCCGCCUUCGCUUUUGAUUUCGUUAGUUUAUUUGUUCCAAACAGAUAUCGCAAAAGCCAUCGAAAAUAUAUCCAGACUAAUUGUGGUCACCUUGCAAGUACUUAAAGUGUUACUGUGUCAAUCGGAAGGGGUUGUCCGAAUAUUUUCUAGUGCCGUUCGAGAACAAGUUGAUAUUUACCGUCAACGCGAUGGAGUUAUAUGCAAAAUUUACCGCGAUCACGUAAACUACUGCAAGUGGACGACAACGCCUGUUGCCGUUUUGUUCCUCCUGUCGGGGAUGUUUCUCUCGGAAAUAGGAAUCGAGACUACCUACAAGUUCGAGCAAUUGCAGCGUCGAAGCAACGAAACCCUGGAGCUGCCGUUGACCGUGCCAUUUUGGUAUCCGUUUGACCAGAACGAGCACCAUCUCGCGGCACUACUUUUUCAAGUUUUCCAGUCCCAGUUCACUGCUUUAUAUUGUGCGGUGACCCAGGCCUAUUAUAAUUCCAUAUUUAUUUUUGUCAGGGCCCAAUUAAAGAUAUUGCAACAUAAUUUUCGGAAUUUUGAUGACCGUUGCGAAGCGAGCGGCCAGAUUUCCGAAAAUUUUACGUUGACUGCUUUGAAAAAACUAUGCCUAAAGCAUCAAAAUCUCAUUAGAUCUGUAGAGGAAUUAAAUGAUUCGUUAAAGUCAAUUAUGCUUUUGGAGUACAGUGUGACGUCGAUACUCCUCGCAGCUUUGUUGUUCCAGAUUAUGGCGCAAAUUGGAGUCGCAUUCAAUAUUUUCGUCUUCUUUAUUCUGUCAUGUCAACUGAUGGCAAUGGCUUGGAAUUGCAAUGAGAUAAUAAUUCAGAGCACGGGUCUGGCUUCUGCUCUUUACGAAAGCAGAUGGUAUGAGCACAGUCAACAAGUGAAGCGUAUUGUUCAAGUAAUGGUACUUCGCUGUCAGAUGCCCUUAAAUUUGACGAUAGGCCCUUUCGGACCCAUGACUGCAAAUGAUGGACUUUCGGUAAGUCAUGAAUGCUUAGCUAAACAUUUACGAUUUUUUGUGUUCUAUGGGCGACGAAAAAUUUUUCUACUUACUCUACUGCCAAUCGAUUUGCCAUCGACGAGGAAGAACAGCGGAGAGUUUAGCCAGAAGUUCACAUAUUAUAAAUGCUUGUUUUAUAUUUUGUUUUUCAAUGAAGAUUUUAAAUGUUAUUUUUGUUCCAGCGUCUAAAACUGGCUUACUCAUUUGUCUCCGUUAUGUCUUCUUAAUUUCGAAAACUCAGGAUUGAAUUUUGAAGGACACUUUAAAAUUUUUCACAUUUUCCUUUUUGUGGUGUAGUAAAAUAGUUUCCAACGAAGAAUUGGUGUGUUUCAUUUCCAAUUUCCUAUUCGAUGACAUUCUUUUAUCGCAAUCUGAUAGUUGUUUUUGGACAAAGAACAGGAAAAUAAUGUUUCAACCAAUAUAUGUUGGCAACGUAUUUUUUAGAAUGAGUUGCCUCAAUGGGAUUUAUCCAGACUUCCUCAAUCAUUUCAUCCACCGAUUCUAGGAAACUGAAUUAUGACGUUCACAUUUAUAUGUGUGUUUAUCGAUGUUCGCACGGAAAUAGACUAGGGAGGUCCAAGGAAAGAAAAUUAUGAGAAAACGUUAAGCUCACUUUUGAACUUAGUAAUUGUUUUUAUCUAUCAGUUGCUUGCUCUAUGUAGCGGGGCGGUGAGGGGGAGUGAUUGAAGACGUUGACGUUGACUUGUCGACAAACUUUUCUACUACUAUAUAAGUUUUAGUGUAAUGUCCAGUCACAGCAAUUGUGCAAUUGCGUCAUAGCAUGACAUCUUUAUCUAGUACAUUACUGAAUGUCGUAUCAAAAGCCUUAUCAAGCCCUUAUUUUAAAACUUGUGGAUUAUUAGAGAAAAAUAUGCGCGAAACCACUUUUACCCUUCAACGCUGUAUAUCUACAAUGUAAGUAUUUUUUGGCUCCAUACUUGAAAACAUCUUAUUUUUAUUAACGAGCAAUUUAAGUUUUUGAAAAUUAUUAAUUACAUAGGUGUUUAUUAUUGUAGUACAUUAUUGAUGUGUUAGAUAUUUCUCUAAGAUCGGUGCAUAAGCUUGUUUCUGGAGGCAUCAAAACCGAUCAUUAACCUAAAGUUAAAGUUCAGAUCAAAAUUUGCACGGAAGCGAUUGUAUUGAUAUUUCACAUGGUUCAUUGGUAUUGGUAUUAAAGGGGGGCGCCCUCGCGGGCGUCCAAACACUUAGGCCACCAGAUGGGCCCGUUGUGCCCCCAGAUCGCUCUAGAGGGCGUCCAGAAUGCCGCCCCUCCUAUAGAAGGUCAGCAACUCCUUUAGCUCAAUACCGUGCACUGAGUCCGGAUCGAUCAGGGCCGUUCCGAAGACUCCAAAUAUUGCCCAUGUCAAAGCAGGGCAUUUGAUGAGCAGACACAUGGUCAUUAACCGAUGGAUUAUAACAGUUGAAAUUUUGUUUAAAACAUGCCACAUUUUAAUCCGGAAAUAUCAGAAGGAACAACUAUGUAUUGCUCAUAAAUGACUGACAUCUUUUGAGAGAAUACAUGAAAAACCAGAAUGAUGCCUUUUGAUUCAAUGCAGUAUUUUUGGACGAGACUUGCAUAUAGUAAAGGAGCAUCUAGAAAAAACUGGCAAGACAAUUCUCUACACACAAUUCUAAAAAAAUAUGGCAAAAGAGUUCGCUGUAUAAUUUUACAUGCUGGCUCUAAAAUUGGCUUUUUGGAGUGCGUGUACAAGUUUUAUUUUUAAAUUGGGCUACUACCAAGAUUCAAGAAACCCUGAAAAUUUUGAAAGGUGAUUUAUAUAUUUUUUUACUUUAAAAGGUGGUUCAGUAAGCAGUUGUCGCCCUUCCUUAGUGAACCUUCAUUAAUAACAAUGGACAAUGCAUCUUAUCAUUGCCGACUUGCUAAGCCAAUACCUACUCAAAGUUGGAUCAAACAGUUUCUCGUCGAGUGUCUGUAAAAAAGGAUUAUUCCAUUUCAGCCAAGUUUAGUGAACGACCAGCUACGCGUGUUAGUAAAGCCACACACAAAACCCUUAAAAGUCACGCCAAGUAUUUUUCAUAAUAUAAUCUUUUAAGAAUGGACAAGUUAGCGUUGGAAAAUGGCCAUCGCGUCUUGCGGCUCUGUCCUUAUGAUUGCCAAUUUAAUGCGACAAAGAUAGCUUGGUCAGUAAACGGUAUUAUGAUGCCAAAAUAGGUUCCAUCAAUCCCGCUGUAUUACUGCAUUUCGGAACUAAAGCGCUAUGUUUCAUUCGAAAAAUGGUGAACUAUUGUAGGCACACAGACCGCCUGAUAAAUGAAGUUUGGGAAAAAGAAAGGUUAAUCGAC
Messenger RNA from Cylas formicarius (sweet potato weevil), 3507 nucleotides. Its product is annotated as odorant receptor 49b-like. The transcript has 7 exons. Gene Ontology annotation, cellular component: plasma membrane. Gene Ontology annotation, molecular function: odorant binding; olfactory receptor activity. Lineage: Eukaryota; Metazoa; Arthropoda; Insecta; Coleoptera; Brentidae. Gene Ontology annotation, biological process: detection of chemical stimulus involved in sensory perception of smell; sensory perception of smell. The record is from RefSeq and is a predicted model, not a curated record. The coding region runs from base 19 to 1392 and encodes 457 amino acids.